CUACCAGCUGCACUGCGCCAUCACACUCGUCUCUAAAGUAUACUCCGUACAAUGUAUGUAUAAACUCGUUCUAGCCCCACUACUUAAGAAUAUCGAUAAAAGCUCUGACACUGUCAACCCCUGCCAGUCUUCCAAAACACACAUCGUCCUUCUUCAUUUCAUUCUCUUUUCCCUUCGUGAUCUUUGAGAAGAUACCUAGUGAAGUGUAUCGUACUUGGGAGAUCGCCAAUAUGGGAAGAGCCGACUUCAUCAAGCAGGUCGAAAGUUCGGAAGAAUUCAAGAUUCUCGACUCGGUCACAAAGCACGAUGCGACAGUUGAUGAUGCCCUGCAAAAGGUCAUCGACAUGACCAUGGUUGCCACCACUGUGCAUGGUCCAAACAGCCUCCAAGGCGCCGGCCUCGUCGACUACAACGUCGCCUUGGCUCUUAUGGAGUUGUCCCAGCGCCUCGAGUCCGCUAAGCAUGGCAAGCUCGUAGAGUUCAUCUCAAAACUUCAAAAGCAGACCGCAACCGACCCAUUAACGGGCGAGCCGCAAAAGAUCCAGGGAGAUACCCUUUGGACGGAUCUACCGUCGUUUGGCUACACCGAACUAGAAACGUGGUACGAGUUCGGGGGUGAAUACAAAGAUCCUCUCGAUCCUAAGAUGGAUCCCGAGGAACAAUCGCGAUGGGCCAACCUGAACGCUUUUCUCGCCCAACUGUGCCAAGCCACUGACGUCCACUAUCCGUCUCCUGACGAAAAAGUCCUUUACCAUCCUUUGGACAAAUCUCUUCGGGGACUGUGGACGCUCCAGAAGGCGCUUGAAAACGGAGACCAUCCUCCCGAAACACUUAUUGGCACAGUUGCUCUGCGGGCCACAUGUCUGUGGUUUAUCCACGCCGCUGACCGGCUGUGGGCCAAUGUUAAGAACGGUCGCACGUACCCUCAAGCCUCAGGAGCUGGACAUGCAAGUGGAAAAUAUGCGCCGCGAGGCUGGAAGGGGUUUGAGAAAGAGAGGUGGGAUAUCUGGGUGCAGGGUCUGCAGGAUGCCAAAGCAGCGUCUACUGAUGAAGAGGAGAAGGCAUUGAUUGCAGAUGCUCUGGCACACAUUAAGAGCGCGACGGAAAGUGGCUAGGUUUCUGGGAACAUUAUGAUAGCAUGUAUUGGAUACCCAGGAGAAUAGAGUCAUGGACUCUGAUAGAUUAACGGUUCAAAUUGCUCAAUAUAUUGAUACACAGCAU
Molecule: messenger RNA, 1221 nt
Organism: Paecilomyces variotii
Lineage: Eukaryota; Fungi; Ascomycota; Eurotiomycetes; Eurotiales; Thermoascaceae
Exons: 2
Coding region: 231-1115 (294 amino acids)
Source: RefSeq, a predicted model, not a curated record